Sungouiella intermedia is the source of this 6570-nucleotide messenger RNA. The record is from the annotation of a GenBank genome assembly. Lineage: Eukaryota; Fungi; Ascomycota; Pichiomycetes; Serinales; Metschnikowiaceae.
AUGUCAAAGCAUAAAUUCCCGUCACCCCCGCCUGUGGUCAAAAAAUCCACUGGUGACGCCCGCAAUUCUGCUACACAACCAAAUACCUCGGUCAUUUCCGUUAAUACAUCGAUCAAUGCUGACACAAACCCAGACACCUUAGUAUCGUGGAUCGAUAGUUUAAAAGCAAGAGUCAAUGACACAUUAACACAACAAACAUCGGAAUUGCAGCAGCUCCGAAUAUCUGCAAAGCAGGAGGAGCUUCGUCUGAGGUAUCGUUCACAUGUUUUUCUGGAACCUUUCGAUAAAUUGGGAGUGUACUUGGAACAAGAAGCACACAAACAGCAGCGGACUGAAUUGGCUGUUAAUGAUGAGAAGGAAGCGCUGCCAUUUAUCGAAGAGGAAGAAACUGCACUUGUUAAAGAGUAUGAAUAUUCGCCGUAUCCUGAAGAAGCGCCUGAACUGGAAUAUCAGAAUGAACAGGACGAUAGUGAUGUGAUUGAGAUAAUUUCAGACGAGGAAGAUGGAGAAGACGAUGCAAAAGAGCAAUAUGCGGAGUCCGAAAGCGACUUAGAAAUUGAGAAUUCUCAGGAAAUAGAGAAUUAUGAUGAUAAUGUGGAUUACGAUGAUAACGUUGAAUAUGAUGAGAAUGUUGAUUACGAUGAAUUUGAGAUUGAAGACCAUAACGACAAUGACGAUGAGACCGCAAAUGUUGGCAAGAUUAUCCGGUAUGAGGAGCUGGACGAUGUCCAAGAUGAGCCUCAAGAAGAGUAUCCAGAAUACCUGGAUGAAUUCGAAGGUUUUGAAGAGGAACAACAGUCACUGGCCAGUCGCUCGGUAGUUUCCGAUGACGAGCUAGAAGCCUAUUCAAGUCUGCGUCCAAAGCCAAGUUUUCAAUUGAAGGAUGGUAGGCCGCGACUUAGCGACAUGUCGUCGUACAAUUACUUUCAACAGGACACUAAUGAAUAUCUGGAAGAUGAUGCGGAGGAGAAUCUGGCUAAAGAAGAAGAGAAUGAAGAGAUUGGUAAGGAGGAGGUAGCUAGUGAAGAGAAUGAAGAUGACCAGGAGGAAGAAGAGCGCUCUCCACAAAGCCAGAUUCAACCCGCACCUGAGGAUGAAGUUGAUUCAAUCAUAAUUCUUUCGAGUGGAGAAGAGGAUGCUACAGAUUCUGAAGAUCAACCGAUAGUGGAAACACAGUACUACAGUGAAGGUAGGGAUGAUGACUCUGAAGAGAUGGUACAUUCCGAAAUGGAAAGCUCCGAAGUGGAGAAUUUUGCAAAUCACUCUCAAGAAACUGAGGGAAGCGGCACAACUGAAUCGAGCAAACAUUUACAGUCACACAUUGCAGAGUCAAGCGGCGUUGAGUCCGAUGCUGAGCAAGAUUUGCCAAACGAGUCAAAUUCGAAAGACUUGGCCACUUAUGAUGACGAGUAUAGUGCAAUUCACGAGGUUGCAGACGAAAACAACUUGUUCGCGAAUAUAGCCCAGGAAGCACUAGUGGAAGAACAUAUCCCCUUGGGCACCAAAAUCAAUAGUGACUAUCUUGCUGAUGUUGAGUCUGAUGAACCACCGAAGCCAGUUGUUUCGAGCGAAGCCGGCCCUAUUCUGGAAAACGAAGCAAAACUUCACGUAGAGGAGAAAACUUCCCUGAACAUGGAAAACAAAACAGAAGUCCCCAACUUUGACUCCGCAAACCUGUCUUCACAAUUUGAUUUAGGUACACUGUCUGGGCCUAAGAACGAAGAUGAAGACGCAAGCGAAGGAUCUCUUGCUGACGCAGAAAGUGACUUCCGAAAAAUGGAUGAUAUUCCAGAGGAAAAUAUUCCUCAUCCAAGCUUGAAGUUCCCGAUAUUCAAAACCAUAAAGUCAGAGUCACUGGAGGAAGUGUUGAAAAAGUUAGAGGAGACUGAGCAAAAGUUCCACAUCAAGUUGCACGCUGUGGAAGAACUUAAGAGUGAGCUUGGUAUCUCAGAGGAGCCUGAGGAAGUCACAAAUGUGAGUGAUGUGCUCUCUGGUCAUCCAACUGAGCCAAAUAGGCUAGAUGCGUACUCUGCUGCUGAUCAGUCGCAUGCAACUACUUUUCACGAUGCUCUCCUGCUAGAUUCUCUGGCCAUGGAAGAUUUGGAACAUAUUCCAAGUGAGUUGACGCAUAGUGUACUUGCAGAUCUUGAGUCCGAUGCAAGUUUAGAUGCCAUCGUGAAUGAGGCCUUACUGACACAUAUUCCUGAAUUAGAUAAUGCAUCCAUAGAUGCGAUUCUUGGUGGAUCUGAACUUCCUCGUGUUGAGGAUGAGCCAGUUCAAGAAUCAGAAGAUAUGGAAAUGGAAAAUUCUGAGCAAGUCGAAGCAGUGGAGCUGGUGGAACACCUAUGGGAAGAAGAAGCAAUUGACCAGAUACCUGAAGAAAGUCUGCCUUUAUCGGAAACAGAAGAGGGUUUAGUUUUAUUGCAUGAAACUGCUGAACCAGGUGAGGCACUGCCACUGGCAGGUAGUACUACCCCUCCUCCAGAGUCUAGUUCUGAAUUGGAAGUUGGAGCAGACGUUUUGCAAGUUGUGUCAAAUUUCAAAUCUGACUUACGAGCUAUUGAAGUUCCAACAUUGGAUGAAUUUGCAGGCGCCACUGAUUAUUCAAUCGAGGAAAUUGGUGAUGGGUCUGAAAUCACAGAGAAAUCCGCUGAAAUCGAAGAUGACGAAUUUAUCCUUGAAGAUGACGACAAGAUGUCAGAGUCAGAAGAUGUUCCUGCGGGAGAAGAUCUCAUUUCUGAAGUUGAAGGUGAUGCUGAGAACGUUGAUCUCGACGCUGGAAGUGCUGAAGAGGAGACUGAAACUGUAACUAAAACCGAAGCACAAGCCGAUUCUAAAGAUUGCCAAGUGCUUCCACAAGAAGAAGCUAUGAUUGAACUGACUGUUUCUCAACCCGAUAUUGAGCAGGUUGCUGGUGAAGAGGAGACAACUCCAGAAAUCGAAGAGAUCUCUAGUUCUGACGAAGUUGUUGCAGAAAAUGUUAUGCAGAAUGUUGGACCUCUCGGAAUUGGAUCCGAUUUGGAUGAGUCUUCUGUGAGAGGCGAAGAGUUGUCUGACUUUAAGAAUGCUUCAUUUGUGCCAAACGAUUUCCAUAUUCCUCGGUAUGAAAAGCCUUCAUUACCUGUCCUUGAGAGAAUUGACUCUUUUUCAGAUGAAGGUGUGGAUGUGAUUGAACCUAAAUCUCCCGAUGAGGUCAUUGUUGAGUAUGACGAGUUCGCGGUUGUUGAAGCCGAAGCCACAACACCUACCUCCAUCGAAGAACCUACGAUAUCCGCUCCAGAAGAAACGAUUCCUGUUGCGGUUAUCGCGACGGAGGUCCUGCUCGACACGACAGCCGAUGUCGAAACUCCAACAAAUAUUGUCGAGCCUACUGAAGUUGAGGAAGAAAUUCUUGUUGAAGUCUUUGAUGAUAAUUCAGAUGUGGUAACUCCCUCUGCUAUUUUGGAAUUGGAGUCGAUGCGCAAUACUCCAGUUCCUGUUUUUUCCCAUGCUAUUUCAGUAGAGGAAAUUCGUGAGCCCCAACAACCAUUGUCCAAAAAACGAAAGAUUGACGGCGAUGAGCGAUCUUCCUUCAAGAGAAUCAAGACCGCAUGGACCCGUCUAAAUCCACUUAACUGGUUCGGUUUAAAGGACAAGCAGGAGGAGUCUGAUGAGGAGCAACCACAGACGGUGAACAAUCACGGACAAGCUGAAUAUUCUGACGAUCUGAGAGGCUUUCAACGUUCCCAAAACAAUGAAGACAGGAAUGAGAACGAGAGUGAAAAUAUCGAUCCAGAGGCGGCCGUGGAAGUUGAUGAAGAUCAUGAUAAUGCUUUAGAAAUUUUGAGGGAACUGGCUAUUGAGGUUGUUGAAGCGAUUUCUGAUGAUAUGUCUGCGGUUGUUGAUGGGGAUGAUGAGAAUGGGGGUGAUCAGAAGAAUCAAGCUCUUCUGGAAGCAAUCGAGCACGUUAAAGAAGCCGCUCACGAAACUUUUGAAGCAAUCUCGGAAGACAUUUAUGCACCUGUAGAGGGUGAAGAUUCGGAAGAAAUAACUGUUGGCGAAAGUCUAAGGGAUCUUGGGGAAUCUGUUGGAGAAACCCUUGAUAAUUUGAAAGAGGCUGGCCAUGGAGUUAUUGAAGCAUUAUCUGAAGACAUUACUGCACCUGUUGAGGGUGAAGUGGUAGAUAAGGAGGGAGCAAAUGAUCAUAUACAUGAUGGUGGUAGUGAAAGUUUCGGAGAAACUAUUGAUCACAUGAAAGCAGCUGGCGAAGAAGUUAUUCAUGCAAUAAGCGAAGAGAUCUCUGCACCCGUUGAGGGUGAAGAAGUGGAAAAGGCUGCCGAUGAAACUCAAGAGGAAAGUUCGGAAACCCUCGAACAAACGCUUGAUCAUAUGAUAGAAGCUGGUAUUGAAGUGAUCGAGACAAUAUCUGAAGGUAUUUCUGCACCUAUUGAAGGCGAUGAAGUGGAGAAAGAUGAUGAAAGGCACGUUGGUGUGUCCGGAAACAUUAUAGAAACGAUUCACUACUUAGAGGAGGCAGGUAAGGAAUUAACUGAUGCAAUUUCUGAAAGCAUCUCGGCACCUGUCGAAGGUGAAGAAGUAAACAAGACUGAGGAACUUGAAGAUACGCAUAUUGAUAUUGCCGAGUCGCUCCUGGAAACAAUGACUAUCGUGGAUGAAGCAAGCAAACAAUUCGUGGAUGCCAUUUCCGAAGACAUUUCUGCACCUUUUGAGAAUGAGGAAACAAGAAACGUCUUGGAAUUGGAGAGUGCAAAAGAAGAUGCUGGUACUGAUAUGCAUACCCAUGUAGGGAAGCAUUUCCUGGAAUCUAUCAGUCGCAUGAAGCAAGCCGGAAAAGAGUUGGUUGACGCUGUUUCCGAGGAGAUUUCUGCACCUGUCGAGAAUGAGAUUGUGGAUAAUGAAUUUCAAAAAGAAAACGAAUCCAAUGAGUCCUUCCUGGAAACAGUAGAUCAGGUCAAGAGAGCAGCCCAAGCAGUUGUUGAGGCUGUCUCUGAGGAGAUUUCUGCCCCUCUCUCCGAUCAAGAGGAUUAUGCAAGUGCAGAGGAUGAGGAUGCUCACACAGCUAAAGAAGAAACACACGUUGGUGCGACGAGAGAGUUUCUCGACAAUUUAAAAGGUGCUGCGAAAGGUGUAUAUGACGAGCUUAACGAAGAUCUUUCUGUUGCUGUUUCCAGUAGCGACCUCACGAAAGAUGGAACUUCUGCUGGCGAGGCUAAUCAAGAUUAUGAAACAGACAAAAAGGCUGAUUUAAGCUUUUCUGAGACCUUGAGCAACAUCAAGAAAGCUGCAGAGGAAGUUGUGGCUGCAAUCUCAGAAGACAUUUUGGAACCUGUCGCUGACAACAUAGCAGAGAACGAAACUGGUAACAUAGAUGCUGCAUUGUUAUCGCCAAUCCUUGACGUCCCAAGUGAUAAUUCCGCUUUUAAAGUUCCUACUACUGCCGAUGAUGAUACGACUACAACAGGGCCUAGCAUUCCUCCAGUUCCCGUGUUUAAUUUGAUUUCUCCACUGGUUGAGAGUUUGGUGUCUACCAAAAAAUCUUCAGAAGUACCUGAAAUCCUCGAAGAGGCAACUGAUGUUCACUUGGACAACAAUAAAUCUUCGAAGGUUACAGGAACAAAAGUCUCGGACUCAAAAGUUCAGGUUUUGAUGGAUAUGUUCAAAAAGAAAGCCGAAGCCUUGAUUGAGAAACACGAGCAUGAAGAUCCCGAUGUAGAAAAGCCUGUUGCCCUGGAAUCAGAGGAUUUGAAAACUGAGCAAAUAUCGAGGAAACAGGAGGAUCACGAGCAAUCAGAAGAUUCAAUGACUGAUAUCUCUGAUAAUGAAGAAACUACUGCAGAGAAAGCGAUACGGACGAAAGUUCAGCCAGCUUCAAGGAAACGUUCUCAGCGGAAACGGAAAGUAAUGGGCAUUGACAUUGGUUCCGAUGUUGAUCUUACACAUAGGCGAGCCUUGAGAAGUGGAGCUACUGCGGACGAACAGGAAGAUAACACGGACAUCCUGACUGACAAAACUGAAUCACUUGGUGAAGUAAAGAAAGAGCAGGAGUUCACUUCCAUUGAGACUAAAGGUAAUACUAAACCCCGCAGAAAACUCAAGCUCGAGGCCCCUGAAGUUAAAAGUGACGAAUCUAAAGUAUUGUCACGAACCGAUCUUUUAUCACCAACCCAAGAGGUGGAAACUGGAUCACCUCGCAAAUCAAAGAUAGUUUCCUCAAAGCCACUUGAGCUCCCAAAGAAAAGAGGAAGAGGAAGACCCCCUAAGAAGUCGAAGCGAAAUCGAGCUACAUCAUCCGCAUUGGAAGUUGGCGGGACCGACUCCAGAACGCCCAGUGGAAAACUAGAUCCAAGUCUGUUGGAUCACCCAGCUCUCCGGACGAGGUCUAAGUCGCCUAUUAAAAGAACGAUCCAAGAGCUAUCGUUGGAGAUCGACGAAGACCAACCCAGAAAAAAGCGAGUUACCAGAAGUGCAGUUCAGAAGAGAAUCGAAGAAGUUGAGGCGAAGAAGGAAGAACAAGGUCAUGAUAAAGACCACGAACAAAACCGUCGUGGACGCACACGUGAACGACACUAA